AUGCGCAAGCUAACCAGAUCAGAAGCAGCAGCAGAAGAAAAUGUUUUCGUCGUGGAUGCUAGCUUCCUUGCAGUGUACAUUAUGACGACCAGGCCUCAAACUUGGGCCUCCGGCGAGGAAUCGUCGGCAGAGCUGAAAAGGAGGAAGCCUGGCGAAGGGCACAGUGCUCCGCCGUCGCAAGUAGUUCAUGUACGAAAUGUUUCGGACGGUACAAGGGAGCACGACUUGAUAGGUGUGGUGAAGUCUUUCGGGAAAGUGACGUAUGUCACAUUGAUGGCCAGACACCGACAAGCUUUGAUUGAGUUUGAGGAUAUUGAGGCGGCUACCAACCUUGUACAGUUUAACAAAAAUCAUGACAUCCAGCUUCUGGGAAGACCAGCAUUCUUUAACUUCUCACUCAGCCAAAACAUCAAAAGGGCUGGCCAAGCGGGUGGACCACAUCAAGAAUAUGCUCCCAAUAAGAUCCUGCUGUUCACCAUCCUCAAUCCAAUGUACCCUAUCACUGCUAGUGUAUUGCAUAGUAUAGCCCAGCGACAUGGUGAAGUACAGCGUAUUGCCAUAUUCCACAAGAACGGCGUCCAGGCACUUGUUGAGCUAGCCACCGUAGAACAAGCUGUGCUGGCAAAGGAAACCCUGGACAAUGCGGAUAUUUACGCAGGCUGCUGUACUCUCAAGAUCGAGUUUUCCAAGGCAGAUCGAGUCAACGUUUCCGUCAAUAACGAGGAGUCUUGGGACUACACUGGUAGUGGGCGUCGCGUUCCGCUGCAUCCAACUCCACGUGGAAGUGGUGUAUUUCAUCCAAACUCGCAUGGCCCCAUUCAGUCCUACAGCUACGAUGGUUACGGCAGUCACAUUCAGCCUCCGGCAGGUGCUCAGCAGCACUACACCACGUAUGGCGGUGCCGACUUUCCCCACCCUGCUGGUGAUAACUAUCGGCAUGGCAUGACUGGUGCCUAUUGCCACGAAUCCGGCGCUGUUCUGAUGGUCUACAAUCUGGACCCGGACAGGAUGAACUGCGAUAAGAUCUUCAACAUCUUUUGUGCUUAUGGAAAUAUUUUGCGGAUUAAAAUUUUAAUAAAGAAGACGGGUGCGGCGAUGGUUCAGAUGGAUCGUCGUGAAGGAGCUAUGAACGCUAUCAAGCUGUUGAAUCAAGUAGAAUUAAUGGGUAGACCUCUUCAGAUUAGCUUUUCUCAUCAUUCAUCCAUCGAGGAUCGGGGAUUAAUCGCCCAGCUAACCGACGGAACACCAGCAGUAAUUGAUUAUGCUAGUUCUCGUAACAACAGAUUCAUGAGUGCGAACCAAAGCAGGAAGAACUUAAUGAUUCCUCCAACUCAGGUCUUGCACUUCUUCAAUGCACCGCCAGUCAUCACUGAGGACGGCCUCAAAACGAUUUUUAAGACCUCACUUAUUCGGCUUCCUCUUCUUAUCACCGUCUUUGACAAGAAAAGUGAAAGUGCACGCACUAGUGGUCUCAUGGAGUGGUCCAACGCCGUGGAAGCAUUGGAGGCCAUGGCUCUCGUCAAUCACACUCCUCUGCGGGCUGCAUCUGGUCAGGUGUUCACUUUAAAGCUUGCUUUCUCGAUGUCACCGCCCCGUAUUCUUGCCAACGGGCGAGCCAACGGCAAUGGCAGCGCGAUGGGAUCUGUACAGCAGUCUGCUGUCACCCAUGGCCAGCAGCAGCAGCAGUCACAAGUGCCGCCGCCGCCAGUGUCACUGCAGGGAAGCAACGGGGGCGGCAGCAGCAGCGUUGCCGACCAGAACACUAUCAUCUCUAUGUCGUCGGUCAUGCCUUCGCCCAGCGGGCCGCCACUAGCAGAACAGCACUCCGCACAGCAGCAGCAGGCGUCGAUCCACAUGAUGUCCGACCAUGCUGUUAGACAUCUAUCCAACGCCAUGACUACCGUCAAUGGAGCCAAUGGGAACGGCAACCACUCCAAAAUGCAGUUUGCUGGCUAAGUAGACGGCAGCUUCACAGUACCACCUAGUCUGCUACGAGUCUCUGGCCCCAUUAGCCUUCGCAGGCCCUGAAGCGCAAUGAAUUGGCUCCUUUGUCGGAGUGUGUGUGUGUAAUUUGUUGCAGCUCUGGGCCCAUUUUACCACUUAGUUGUGUUUAUUUUACUUUCAUAGUGCACUUAGACGUACAGGGGAUUUAUCAGCCUAGCGCCCCCUGCUGCACCUGUAGAGACACAACGAAGACCAAGACUUUAUCUCUCUUGUUUUCGCUGGCGUUGUUUUCCUUUUUCUUUUCCUUUUUUACAAAUCAGUUCCUGGGAGUUGCUUUUGGCAUGGGAGCAUGCCGCUCGCCCAUAUUCCUGACCCCGUAUGUUUCCUAUGCUCCUUUGUUCACCGGCGUGUGUGUGUGUGUGUGUGUGAGGGCGUUUGUGCGUGUGCGUGUGUGUGUGUGAGGGUAAAUCCACAUGCCCUUGCUUUGUUUUAACCCAAUGUCCUUUCUGGUCUUUUAUUUGUGCCUCUCUUCUCCUGUCUGGUUUUUAAUCUUUUUUGAUUUGUUUUAUCUUCUAACUACAGCAGAACACCUCACUAUUUUCCUACAUUAUCCAUACUUAACCAUAAUGCACAACACUAUUCCGCACAUUAUCCAAUCAUCUCGUUUUAUCACCACUAUUCUGUUUGAGUUUUUUACUGCGUGCACGCGAGUUCUAUUCAGUUGACCGCCUCUAUUUCUGGGUGCACGUAGCACGUAUUCUUGCUGUGAAAGGCUUGAUUUCCACUGAUGCCCCAUUUUACUCCUCAGAAUUAUGUUCGCGUACAAUCAUGCAGGAAAAUGCACUAUCCCACAACUAGCCAAAAUUCACAACACUCAUAUUCCUAGCGGUUUUCAUCAUUUCUAUUUACAAUUGCCACAAUGCAUGACUGUCGUCACCCUGUAGCAGGGGCCUAGGGCUCGAAGCAAAGGAAUCCUCUUUUUUUAUACUUCCAGCGUGUUUUCUUCUUCAGCGAAGGCUACUGUUGACCAGCA
Molecule: messenger RNA, 2977 nt
Organism: Sycon ciliatum
Lineage: Eukaryota; Metazoa; Porifera; Calcarea; Leucosolenida; Sycettidae
Product: heterogeneous nuclear ribonucleoprotein L-like
Exons: 17
Coding region: 1-1956 (651 amino acids)
Biological process (GO): regulation of RNA splicing; mRNA processing
Cellular component (GO): nucleus
Molecular function (GO): mRNA binding
Source: RefSeq, a predicted model, not a curated record